Panicum virgatum (switchgrass) is the source of this 2250-nucleotide messenger RNA. RefSeq names its product EVI5-like protein. The coding region runs from base 771 to 1985 and encodes 404 amino acids. NCBI's taxonomy places the organism in Eukaryota, Viridiplantae, Streptophyta, Magnoliopsida, Poales, Poaceae. The transcript is spliced from 8 exons. The record is from RefSeq and is a predicted model, not a curated record.
GGCGUCUCGGUCUCCUCCUCCUCCCCCUCCCCGAGCUCCGGCCGCGCGCCUCCCGCCAGAAGCAGGUCCGGUCCCUGAUCCCUCCUUCCUCUAGCUUCCCCUCCCACACCCGCUGGAAUCGCGAAUGCCCUGCCCGGGCCUCUUCUCUUCUGGCCGCGCGGGGCUCCGGGCCGCGGGAAUGGGGAGCUCGGUGCCGCCGGGGCGCCCGAUUCGGAUGGCGCCGGUGGCGGUUUCAUCGGGGUGGGCCGCCGCGCGCUGGGUCUCGGGGGGAUUUCGUGUGGUUACGGAUUCUAGGAUUGCGGGGGAUUUGUGGGCGGUAGGCGGGCCGUCACCUGCAUUGUGGAAUUGAUGAGAUGGACUAUUGCGGUAGAGGAUUCAAUAUUUCUGGAUUGUCAGCUUGCCACUAUUGGGUCUGGGAUUAGCUCCCCGAUGGGAUUAUGCAGUGCGGAGAGACCGAGAUUUCAAGUCGUUUAUCAUCCCCCUGGGGUUCCGUGCUCGUUUAGCUAAGCCUGUCCUGGUCAACAGGGUCCGGUUUUGCUGUACGAUGAAUGUUCAUUUCACCGCAAUUCGUGCGCUGUUUGUAUCUAGUGAUGACACUGAAAGAAAGACGAUGCUGUGCUUUGCUAUCAUGAUAGUAUUAGCCACGGGAGAUCAUGUAACCAGUAACCACCUUUUUGUUCUCUAUCUAUUUCCACUUGCUCAGUCUUCUAGUAUGCAGAUUCUGCUUUGCUUCAUGUUUAAUUCGUGUGAUGAGAGGUUUAUGAUAAUGGAUGGUUUCUUUGAAUAAUUGGCAGGAUACAAUUUUUGAUAUAUGGACAGCUUGUUCGAACAUACUCACUGAAAUGGAUAAGAAGAAAGCAAUCGACGACACUGAACCAGGACCGGCUCCUUCUCGCGGUGUGGACAGAUUUGGUUUUAUAAAGCCAGAGCAAAGUGGCUCACCUGAUGGACUUCCAAAAGGCAGAUCCAUACAUGAACGUGAGAGGGAGGAAAGAAGGAUAAGAAAAUGGAGGAAGAUGAUAGGUGUUGGUGGUAGUGACUGGAAGCACUAUGUUAGAAGGAACCCUCAUGUGGUCAAAAGGCGAAUAAGGAAAGGAAUUCCUGAUUGUCUUAGAGGGCUUGUUUGGCAGUUGAUUUCAGGAAGCCGAGAUCUGUUGCUAAUGAACCCUGGGGUUUAUGAGACGCUAGUGAUAUAUGAGACAUCGGCCUCGGAAUUGGAAAUUAUUCGCGACAUAUCACGUACAUUUCCAUCUCAUAUUUUCUUCCAACAAAGACAUGGUCCGGGUCAAAGAUCCUUGUAUAACAUUUUGAAAGCAUACUCUGUCUAUGAUAGGGAUGUUGGAUACGUGCAGGGAAUGGGAUUUUUAGCUGGGCUGCUGCUUCUUUAUAUGAGUGAGGAGGAUGCAUUCUGGUUAUUAGUUGCCUUGCUGAAGGGAGCUGUCCAUGCACCAAUGGAAGGCUUGUAUCAGGCUGGUUUGCCACUUGUGCAGCAAUAUCUGUCUCAGUUUGAGAAAUUAGUUAUUGAGCACAUGCCAAAAUUGGGACAACACUUUAUUGAAGAAAUGAUAAACCCAAGCAUGUAUGCAAGCCAAUGGUUUAUCACAGUUUUCUCAUAUUCCUUCCCAUUUCAUCUUACUCUUAGAGUUUGGGAUGUCUUUCUUUAUGAGGGUAUUAAGGUUGUUUUCCAAGUAGGAUUGGCUCUUUUACGAUUCUGUCAUGAUGAUUUGGUCAAAUUACCUUUUGAGAAGUUCCUACAUGCCUUGAGAAAUUUCCCUGAGGAGGCAACUGAUCCAGAUGUAUUAUUGCCAAUUGCCUUCACAUUUAAGGUGUCAAGUCGUCUUGAAGAGCUUCAGAAGGAAUAUCAUAAGGGGCCGGAGGGCAGCAGUGAAACUUCAAGUAUCAAGCGGCACCAAGCUCUCAUAUCGAAGACGAUGAGCAGGGUUGGUAGCCGCGUAAUAUCUAACUUAACCGCUGACAAAAAAUGACAGGCAUGAUCUCUUGUUGUAAAACAAAGCAACACCUUGUUGUAACUUGUAUGUACACUGUACAGAAAGAAUGGCCUUCAUUCGUUCAUCCUCUUGUUGCUCUGUUUGUUAGUUACUAUUACAGUGCUUUCAUAAACGGAAGAGGUGUAACUCCUUUUAACUAUGGGGGUGCAGCGGAGCUCCUGAUGUUGCUUUCAUCUCUGGACAAGUGCACGUACAUAUGGAUAUGGAUGGAUAGAUACAGUAGAGAGAUGUUUCGAUGCUU